This is a messenger RNA of Frankliniella occidentalis (western flower thrips), 2177 nucleotides long. RefSeq names its product josephin-2 (gene Josd). The record is from RefSeq and is a predicted model, not a curated record. Lineage: Eukaryota; Metazoa; Arthropoda; Insecta; Thysanoptera; Thripidae. Gene Ontology annotation, molecular function: cysteine-type deubiquitinase activity. Gene Ontology annotation, biological process: protein deubiquitination. The transcript is spliced from 6 exons. Bases 272 to 1066 code for a protein of 264 amino acids.
GCUCACCGUGUUCACCGCACGAACUUCUACUACGCGAUACUAAUGCCAUCUGGUGGUGGAAAUGUAAGGACACGGUAAUCACAAUACCACUCCACCACCACCACCAUCACACACCAACUCAGUCUUCGGCCGAUUCAUGCUGAGUGUUCUGCUACGAGGGUUAUGUUUAUUUGACAGCUUUAAUGGUCAGAAAUACAAUCAGUUCUAAAAUGCAUGGAAACAUUCAAUAAAAUUCUGGCAGCUUCAUAGAAUUGAUUUUUCAAAAUUUCUGAUGUGGUUCGGAUUAUGUCGGAGCCUUACUGAUUGUUGGCAGAAACCUUGGAACAAAAUAGGAGUAGAGAUGCCAAAUUCUAUUUACCAUGAAAAACAGGUGCGAGAGUUGUGCGCACUCCAUGCGCUAAACAAUCUCUUUCAGCAGCAAGGAGCUUUUACUAAAGAAGAGUUUGAUGAAAUUUGUGGGUCAUUGUCACCAAACACUUGGAUAAAUCCACACAAGUCCAUAAUGGGUCUAGGAAACUAUGAUAUAAAUGUGAUUAUGACUGCACUUCAGCGUAAAGGCUAUGAAGCAAUCUGGUUUGAUAAAAGAAAGGAUCCAAAAUGCUUGAACUUACCUUUGAUCAGAGGGUUUAUUUUGAAUAUUCCUGGAGAUUACAAGCUUAUGUUAGUGCAAAUGCUUCUCAGAAGAAAACAUUGGGUUGCAAUCCGUGAAAUAGAUGGAUCUUACUAUAAUCUAGAUUCUAAAUUAGAUUCUCCAGAACUGAUUGGAAAGGGUGAAGAACUGUUAGCCUACUUAAAAUCUCAACUGGAAAACAAAGAAAAAGAGCUUUUUGUCAUAAUACCUUUAGAAGUUGAAAGAUCCCAGUUAUGGCAAGUGCCGGACUCAGAAAUUUCUAAUGGAAAGGUUCAAGGAACAGAAAUACAUUCCAGAGGUGUACAUGAUGACAUAGAGAGUUCAAGACAGCACACCUCUAGCAGUAACAGCAGUGGAGCAGGUGGUAGUGGACUUUGUUUAUUUGGGCGCAAUCUAGUUGCCCCACAUUCUGUCUCCUCUUCUCCUUGUAGAUAGCUUUUUCUGAAGAUAUCAAUGACUUGUGUUGGGUACUUAAAUAUUCUAUUGUUAUAAUGUGUCAAAAUUUAUAUGUGUACAUGAAUUGAAAUGUCUAUUUAUGAAAAUACUACUUAAGCAGUGAAUAUUUCUUCUGUUGUUUGGUACAAGAUACCGGAUUGACUUUACAAAAUUGAUUUGGUUUUGUAAUUUUUUAAAUCUAAUACCCAGUUCCUUUCUUUGUUUAGUAACAUAGGAAAGAAAAAGCAUGCUUUAGAACACAAAUUUUGUUUUAUUUUAUGUGGUUACUGUUCUUACUGGUUUGGAGUAUAAAAUUGGUGCAUCUGUCUAUUAUAGGUAACAGGGUCUAGAUUUAAUCAUGAUAAUAGUGUACUUUAACGUCAAUAACAAGAGCAUUGUCUACAUGUUUAUGUGCAUACCUAGUUAAUUGGUCUCCUUUCAGUAUGUAUUGUAAUAAUUUGUCUUCUUUGCUGAAAUAGAUAUGCUACGUAACUAACAGAAGUGCCCAGAGUCAAGCUUUAAGAAUAGAUUUUGUAAUCCUCCAUUCCAUUUUUUUAAAACAUGUUUAAAUUUGUACUAUUUAAAAAAAAAUCUGAAAAAUGGAUGGUCCAAAAUUGUCCUGUAGGGAUGCUAAUGGCUGUUCAAAUUGACAAGUAGUCAUAUCCAAGAGUUGGUUGUUUUCAAGCCCAAGUCCACCGGGAAAACAAAUGUAGAAAUCAACACCCUUUUCGGGGUGUUAAUGACUUUCAUGCCUUCACAGAGGCACUAAAAGAUUUGCACCUCUGCAAAGGCACAAAAAUGCCUCAAACUAAAUUUUAGUGCCUUUGAAGACUUUUGUGCCUUUCUAAAGGCAAUAAAAUUUUGCACCUCUAAGCACCAUUAAGUCUUUCCUUUGUUUUUCUAGUGUCAUCAUUGAUAAGUGUCCCUGGAAAAUGAGUUUGGGAAAGAUAUCAGAACAAUAUUUGAAAUGGUUAUGUUUGUUUGUCAGUCACUCUCUGGAUCUCUCUGGAUUAGCACUGGAUGUUCAAGUUUCAUGCUGGUUAAAUAUUGUAAUAUUGUAAUAUAUUCAUAUCAUCCAGCUCUCUUUAAAUAAAAUCUCAAUCUUCAUCAA